This is a messenger RNA of Hymenoscyphus albidus, 623 nucleotides long. The record is from the annotation of a GenBank genome assembly. NCBI's taxonomy places the organism in Eukaryota, Fungi, Ascomycota, Leotiomycetes, Helotiales, Helotiaceae.
AUGGACUUCGAAACUCACCAACUGGGUCACUGGAUUCGACUGAGACGACCACAACUUUGACGACGACAAAACAUCAGGAGGUUUUCAGUUUCGGUAGACCCUCCCACCCAAGAUCUGGUGUCCCUCUCUCUUCUUUUCACCCCACACGUUCAGAAUAUCCAGAUCUCGACCUAGAAAACCGAAAUCCUGAUAGUAUAUUCUACAAUCCGGUACCAACGCAGACAUUUGCUCAGCUCCCUCAUCUUAAACCGUCGUGUCUAUACGUUUAUGGCUCAAGGACUCAUAUGGUUUCAUCUCAAUCACAAGGGAGAGCUGAUAAGCUGGAACUUACUGGGACUGGCUUUGGUGGAAGUGGGGGUCAUGCCGAUGGAAAAGUUGACGAGCUUGUCCUGAAUGGUAGUCACUUUGUGCCUUUUGAAAAGCCAACGGAGGUAGCCAAAAUCUUCAAGGAGUGGUUACAGAAAGAGAUGGAAAACUGGAUACAGGAAGAAAAGAGAGAAAGGGAAGCUAUGUGUAAAAUCCCCAUCGGUAGCCGAGCCAAGAUGGACGACGAUUGGAAAUGGUGGGUUAAUGAGUCCUUUGGCAAGAGGGGGAAUAAGAAGCCCGUGAACUCAAAAUUGUAA